Paramecium pentaurelia is the source of this 715-nucleotide messenger RNA. NCBI's taxonomy places the organism in Eukaryota, Ciliophora, Oligohymenophorea, Peniculida, Parameciidae. The record is from the annotation of a GenBank genome assembly.
AUGCUUCCUUAAGCAAAUAUACAAUUAAUAAACAAAUAGCUUUGUUCAGAAAAUUUUGAAUUGAAAUUGAAAUUAGGGAAUCUCAAGUAUAUUAAUAAUGAGCUUAUUUAGAUUAGAAUUAGAGAGAUAGGUACUUUUAUCAAAGGAAGGUUAAGAAUGGAAAGAUAAAUAUGAAUAAUUAUAUAAAUAAAAUUAAUCAUUAGAUCAAGAGAAGAAAUAAUUAUAAGAUGAAAUAACGAAGUUGAACGAUUAGAUAAAGAAUACAGAAUAUAGGUAUUUAAAUUUAUAAUAGAAUUAGUGUAUAAUAAUAAUUAGAAAAAACAAGAGAUUUAAAUAAUUAUGAAUAAAUUAAAAAUAAUGCAAUAAUUGUUUAAAAGCAUAACUUAGAUUUAUAAAGAGAAUUAGAACAAUAUAGAUAGAAAUAAUUGUUUAAAAUAAACGUAAAUAAUUGAUAAAUUAAUAGUCGAAAAUUACAAAUGAUAAUACUAAAUAAUAUUAUUCGAUUAUUUUAGAAUGGGAUAAUAAUAUAAAAAAUUUAUAAUUAACAUAUAGAUAAGUAAAUGAUAGUUUAAUAUUUGAUGGUUAUGGAGAGAGAGAAGAUUAAAAAAUAGUUUAUCAAUAGAUACAUCAUUUAGAGAAAAAGACUCUUAAAUAAAAUUAGAAACCAUUGAUAUCAUUGAAAUAAUCAUAGAUGAGAUUGAUUUUUGAAGUUUGA